This is a messenger RNA of Angiostrongylus costaricensis, 1743 nucleotides long. NCBI's taxonomy places the organism in Eukaryota, Metazoa, Nematoda, Chromadorea, Rhabditida, Metastrongylidae. The record is from the annotation of a GenBank genome assembly.
AUGAUUAACGUGAUUGUUUUUGUAGAAACUGCGCUUCACAAAAAGUUUGAAGUGAUUCUAGAAAAUUUCAGUCACAGAACUCGCUCAUCACAUUGGGAGCCUCCAUGGGCCUUAUGGCGCUGUCGCAUGGGACUCCCAUAUGGGUGGGAACAGGCAAGAGAUGAUUCGGGUAAUAUCUAUUAUAUUGAUCACAUCCAUCGUACAACGACCUACUCGGAUCCACGGUAUUCAUCAGUGCCAGAAGGCCGGCGAACAGUGAAGUUAAGACGAAAGCGAGACAUUGGCUUUGGUUUUGUGGCAGCUGGCCAACAUCCUACGGUUAUCCAAUUUGUCUCCAUAGAAGGUCCUUCGGAUGGUGUUCUUUUUGCCAACGAUCAAAUUUUGGAGGUGAAUGGUUGUGACGUGACACAAGAGACCAAAGACUCGGUGGUGACGAUGAUACGUUCGUGUGAAGAUGAGCUACUGCUCACUGUCGAACAACUGCCCGUAAAACCAAAAUCGGCGAGGCGGAGUUGUCGCGUUCGAUUCACAGAUCGAGUCCUUGUUGCAUCAUCUCCUGACUCUCUCCCUCCACUACCAAAUGCACUACGGGUCUACCUAGAAAACGGUCAAACACGUUCUUUCCGAUACGAUGAUACAACAACGGUUAAGGACAUUAUGGAUUCUAUCUUUUCGAAGCUACAGCUAACGGCAAAGUCGUAUUUUGCGUUAGCCAUUGAGUACUCUCUAGGUGCCAGGUCUAGCAGGGUUAGUUUACUUAGACCGGAUGCAAAAGUAGACACGAUAACUCGAAUGCCGAACUCGGACCAUCUACGUUGUGUGUUUCGUUUCGCUUUCAUACCAAAAGAAAUCCAAAAAGUUUGGACAGAAGACCCUAGAGCUUUAGACUAUUUUUAUCAACAGUGCGUUUCUGAUGUCGUUAGAGGACGUUACGCAUUCGAAAUGAGGUACGAGGCAUGUAUUCGUUUAGCCGCUUUGCAUAUGCAGCAGGUUGCCGUCGAGUCGAAUCUUCUAAAGGAGAAUGGAACUGUGUCCCUGGCAAGACUAGAAUGUGAAUACGGUAUGGAUUCUUUUUUGCCGAUGAUACUAUUGGAAAAUGUGAAGGUUCGCGAGAUUCGGAAACAUAUUCGGUACUAUUUGAAGAGAGACAGUGCCAAAUUGAGCGAAAGUCUGACCAAACAAGCGAUCAUUCAUGCUGAUUCAGCUCUGCUUUCAUUAGGGGUGACCGACGCAUCGGUGUCGUUGCGUGUUCGCUACCUGGAGCUGCUCUCGCAUUUGCCAUCGUUUGGCGGGCGCGCCUUUUCAGUAACUUUCAAGGAAAGCCAAAUCGAUAUGAUUAUACAGAUAGAUCCCCGUACUGGACUAUUAGUGCGGCAUCCGGGAAAGACUGGCCGGCCGACAAUAUCGAUCGAUUUCGGUUUGAUCGAUCGUCUCGUAGUUCGGCGAGAAUCUGAAAUCGUCUCAUUAAUCAGUUUCCGAAUGACCAGCAGUCCUGAACAGGCUCUCGAAUUUCUGGUUGACAAGGACGACAUCGACGAUCUUGCUGGCUACAUUUGCGGUUACCAGUUAAUUCAAAGUAGUCGUCAACUCGCCUGUGAUUUUGACGACACACCACCAGUUCAGAUUAUAUCGGGAACUGAUCGUAUGUUGUUGCUUCUUAUCAAAUUCGCAACAUUUCUGUUCCAUAUAAAAGAGGCCUCCUCAAUAAAUAACAAAAGCGGCUCAUCCCAAAAUGGUCUAUGA